UACAAAAUAUGUAACCAUUUUCAUGAGGUUUUAAAAUUCAAUAAUGGGAUGAUUAAGGAUUUUGUUAUUGCUAUAGCCACAACUGCGGAUAAGUACUGUUUAAAUGAAACUAGGAGACGGCGUAUGAUAGUCUAACUUGCUAUCGUGGUCAAAAAACAGCAAUUUCAGUAGUUUUUAAUUAAAUAUUUAGUCAUCCGUUAUUGAGAGAGUUCAUUUUUCUUUACUUUUGUGUUGCGUUAGUUACAUCAAAUAUCUUAAUUGCAGUUAUGCAGUUUUAUUAAUUAAGCGAAUGCUCUAAUCAGAAAACCCGCAACUACUUGUCAAAUUCGUUUCCAAUAAGAUAUCCACAGCUGAUUGCAAUCAUGCAGUCAAGUUCCAGCUUAGUAUUGCCAUAUCUUUUCGAAAUGUAGAAAUAAAUAAUUAUGCAAAUACAUUUAAAAACUAGUCUGGCAGCGUUCUGAUACUCAACUACCUGCUUGUUGAAAUCCCGCGAAAUUGCAGUUUUGAGUGAAAAUUGUUGGAUCAAUAAAACUAAAGUAUAUUUCGCCUAAUUUAUUUGGAGCAAAAUUAAUCAAUACAUGUAGCAUGGCGAACAGCUCGCUUUUUGGUGGUUUUAAUGCAGUAGGAGGUACCAAAAAUAGCAACAACCAAGUUAAGCAGCCUGUGCAGUAUGCAACGCCAGGGCCCUUCACAAAGUCAAAACUUUUUCAGGAUUGUCCGGAAGCGGAUAUACGUGUGCUCAAGGAAGCAGCCGCCAAAGUCGUUGCCCAACCUGCAUCGGUUUUACUGCACUCGCCCUUAUCGACAAAAUGGUCGCAUUUAACAACAGGCUGUUCCGCUUUGGAUAACUGUUUACGAGGCGGUAUCGUAACGCGUGGUAUAACAGAAAUUUGCGGGGCUUCGGGUGUUGGAAAAACACAAUUGCUUCUGCAAUUAUCUUUGACGGUACAACUACCUACUCAUCUUGGCGGUUUGGGCAAAGCAGUUGCCUUCGUUUGUACUGAGGACGCAUUUCCUUCAAAGCGUCUAUUUCAAUUGGCCAAAGUAUUUGAAAAGCGUUUCCCCGAAAACCAAACCAACUAUAUGGGAAAUAUUUUCAUAGAACAUGUAUUAGAGGCGGAUGACCUAUUGCAGUGUGUGGGCGCCCGAUUGGCAAAUUUAAUGGAAUCAGUAAGCAUUGGCCUUAUUAUAAUAGACUCAGUGGCAGCAAUUUUUCGCACUUACAACAACUACAUUAAGCGUGCGCGUGACAUGCGCAACCUAGCCAACCACCUGCUGCACUACGCUGAUAAAUAUAAUUGUGCGGUGGUUUGUGUGAAUCAAGUCGCCACUGCGAGUGAUGCCGCAAAAGAAACACCAUGCUUGGGUUUAGCUUGGGCUCAUUUAGGGCGAACACGCAUAAAACUAUCCAAAGUGCCGAAAGAAGUAAAAAUCAAUGAUGAUUUAUUUACAAUACGCCGAUUCGAAAUUGUAUACUCGCCAGAUACACCAAAUGAAGUGGCUGAGUUUUUAAUAACUGCCGGUGGCGUGGUCGAUGUUCCUGUAUAGUCAAAAUACAAUCAUCCAAAUGCACUUGUAAGUAAGACUUAAAAUUUGUAUUUAAUUAAUAUAUUUAUUUGCCCUUUCGCAUAUGUAAUU
Messenger RNA from Rhagoletis pomonella (apple maggot), 1638 nucleotides. Its product is annotated as DNA repair protein XRCC3 homolog. The record is from RefSeq and is a predicted model, not a curated record. Lineage: Eukaryota; Metazoa; Arthropoda; Insecta; Diptera; Tephritidae. Gene Ontology annotation, biological process: t-circle formation; telomere maintenance via recombination; resolution of mitotic recombination intermediates. The transcript has 4 exons. Bases 586 to 1548 code for a protein of 320 amino acids. Gene Ontology annotation, cellular component: replication fork; Rad51C-XRCC3 complex. Gene Ontology annotation, molecular function: ATP-dependent DNA damage sensor activity; four-way junction DNA binding; ATP binding.